This is a messenger RNA of Hydractinia symbiolongicarpus, 836 nucleotides long. RefSeq names its product dentin sialophosphoprotein-like. The record is from RefSeq and is a predicted model, not a curated record. Lineage: Eukaryota; Metazoa; Cnidaria; Hydrozoa; Anthoathecata; Hydractiniidae. The transcript has 2 exons. Bases 2 to 745 code for a protein of 247 amino acids.
CAUGAAAGAGCGCGAGAAUGAAGAAAGGAGGGAUGCUUGUGUUUCUGACAAUAUUGAGCUAAAAUUUCAAGAAAUGGAAUAUAAGGAGAUAGUAAAUAUUCAGAAGAAUACUAGUGAUGGAGAUAAUGGGGAGAAAAAGGUUGCCUCCAUCAAAAUUGAUAAAAUAAAGAGCGGUAUGACAGAAAAUAACGAAGUCAGAGUAGAGAUCCUCACAUCAACUGGGAACAAAGAUGAAGUUGACAGUGAUGCAUCAACAAGUGAGACAGGAUUAAUACAACCAAUUUCGGGAAGUAUCAACAUGCUUGCAGCUGUUGAAGAAAGAUGUGAAGAAUCUGUAGCAAGUGAUGUUUCAACAUGUUUUAAAGAUGAUGAAGAUGACAUUUGUCCUUCAUCGGAUGAUGACGAUUCGAAUGAAUCGUUUGAAAUUGAAGAUGAUGAAAUGGUCAUUUCAGACAACAGUGCAGAGGAUAUAAUGAUUGAUACCAGUCAAUCAAAUGAAAGUACAGGAAAUGAUGAAGAACUUACAGUGAACAUCAAAGAAGACAAAAUUGAAAAACAUUGUUUACAAGCGAACAACAUUUCUAUCUCUUCUAAUAAUGAUGAAGUUGACAUUUGUCCUUCAUCGAAUGAUGACGAUUUGAAUGAAUCGUUUGAAAUUGAAGAUGAUGAAAUGGUCAUUCCAGACAACAGUGCGGAGGAUAAAAAGAUUGACAUCUGUCAAUCAAUUGAAAGUAAAUAUUUUUGACUUAGCUACUAUGAACAACCAAACCUUUAUGUUCUUACUUAAACAAUUAAUCUUACAUUAAGAUUUAAACGAAUUCCACGAAUUACAGAUA